Molecule: messenger RNA, 353 nt
Organism: Racocetra fulgida
Lineage: Eukaryota; Fungi; Glomeromycota; Glomeromycetes; Diversisporales; Gigasporaceae
Source: the annotation of a GenBank genome assembly
GGUUUCGUUAUAUCGUCAUUUGUCAUUACGUAAAAUAGCUUCUCACAACUACAAACAAGAUCACGGCAUUAUUCAAAAGGCAAUUCCAAAUGAAACGACCUACUUUGAAACAUUAGGAGUAGGUGAUGAUUCCAAAGUACCUGAAUUUGAUAUCGAUUUAGGUCAAUUACGUAGUAAUUAUUUGAAGCUUCAACAACAUGCUCAUCCUGAUAGGUAUGGUAAAAAAGACAAAGCAACUGAAUCGGAAUCGCUCGAAGAUCCUGAAUUAUUGAUGAAAAUAUUAGAUGCCAGAGAACGUCUGGAAGAAGCUUUGGAUGAGAGUGAGGCAAAAAACAUCAAAGAUGAAAGCGAAG